AUGAGGUCCUCAUCGACUUCUUUUGCAUCAAAGAGGUGUCGAGCUCCACAAGAGAAGGUCAUUCUCCGGGUCACAAACCUAGAGGAUGGAGGGAUGGAUAUCUACAGAAUGGGUACUCAUGUGCAUCUGAAGAAACUAAUGCUUGCUUACUGCGAAAGGAGAAACUUACACUACAGGGCUAUUAGGUUCAUCUUUAACGGUAGCAUCCUUAGGCCAAGCCAGACUCCUGCUCAGCUCCUGAUGGAAAAUGAAGAUACCAUCGUCACGUCUUUGGAACAAGCAAGCAGUGCCGGUUCUAACGAUGCCGCUUGA
Molecule: messenger RNA, 312 nt
Organism: Eruca vesicaria subsp. sativa (arugula)
Lineage: Eukaryota; Viridiplantae; Streptophyta; Magnoliopsida; Brassicales; Brassicaceae
Source: the annotation of a GenBank genome assembly